Messenger RNA from Aedes aegypti (yellow fever mosquito), 544 nucleotides. Its product is annotated as ejaculatory bulb-specific protein 3. Bases 50 to 436 code for a protein of 128 amino acids. The transcript has a single exon. The record is from RefSeq and is a predicted model, not a curated record. Lineage: Eukaryota; Metazoa; Arthropoda; Insecta; Diptera; Culicidae.
UUCAGCAUCGCCUUCCAGUUCAACACAAUUCGAUCCCAAGCCAGCCACAAUGAAGAUCUUCAUCGCUGUCUUCACCCUGAUGGCCGUUGUGGCUGCCCAGGAGUUCUACACCUCAAAGUUCGACAACAUCGACGUGGAUGAGAUCCUGAAGUCGGAUCGGUUGUUCAAGAACUACUACCAGUGCCUGUUAGAUCAGGGUCGUUGUACACCGGAAGGUAACGAGCUGAAGCGCGUCUUGCCGGAUGCCCUGGAGACAGCCUGCUCCAAGUGUAGCGAGAAGCAACGCAGCGCUGGAGUUCGUGCCGUAAAGUACUUGAGUGAGAAUCGUCCGGCUGAGUUCAAGGCACUGAGGGCUCGAUUUGAUCCUGAGAAUAAGUACGUUGAUCAGUAUGUUCGGGACGCAGAGAAGGAAGGCAUUACGUUGAAUAUUUCAUAACUGGCCAGUGUUACGAAAAUGUGUUACUUGACAAUGGAAAAUAACUUGAUCCGUAUUACUAUUGAAUAUUGAAGUUAAAUAAAUUUAUGUUGAUAAUCUAAAUGUAAA